Messenger RNA from Ochlerotatus camptorhynchus, 3013 nucleotides. Its product is annotated as oxysterol-binding protein-related protein 2. Gene Ontology annotation, molecular function: sterol binding. The record is from RefSeq and is a predicted model, not a curated record. Lineage: Eukaryota; Metazoa; Arthropoda; Insecta; Diptera; Culicidae. The transcript has 8 exons. Gene Ontology annotation, cellular component: perinuclear endoplasmic reticulum; intracellular membrane-bounded organelle; cytosol. Bases 414 to 1817 code for a protein of 467 amino acids.
GUCGACUCGGAUGUCUACGGGCUGAACUUCACCCUUGUCCUAGAUACUUAAGUGUUAUUUUUUUUCUACUCGAGCUACAUUCUUGGAACUAUUCUCUGUGGUGCGUGGUUUUGUACAAUUUGAAAAUCGAAUUUUGGUGCGUAGUUUUCGAGUUUGAUAGGCAUUCAACAUCCUAACAUAGAAAGUGUGCCCCGGAACUUGACGUCGAAGCUCGAAGGAUAAAAGUGAGAUAUCGACGGUUCUUUUUCCGGUUUUCAAACUCGACCAAGGAUUCUAGAUAGUCAAAAUGCUAGCCAAGGAAGGUCGUGCAGCAGAAAAUCAGCGGGAAUUAGUAGGCUAGGCAGAAGCAAGCACAGAGGAAAUCCACUGAGAAAGGUUUACGUUUUACUUUGUGUUUCGAUAGUCGUAUUAAUAUGGCAGAAAGCGUUUCCUAUGAAAAUGACGGACAGUUUAAUCAUCUCAGAACUUCCCUGCCGGUUCCUAUGUUUUCUCGCAGUGACUUCAACAUCUGGUCUGUGCUGAAAAAUUGCAUCGGUAAGGAGCUAAGCAAAAUCACCAUGCCAGUCGUCUUCAACGAGCCGCUGAGCUUUCUGCAGCGAAUGACCGAGUACAUGGAGUAUGCCAAACUGCUGCGGAUAGCAUCGGAACAGUCGGAUCCAAUCGAACGACUGAAGUACGUGUCGGCUUUCGCCGUGUCUGCGCUGGCAUCCAACUGGGAACGGCUCGGAAAACCAUUCAAUCCACUGCUGGGCGAAACGUAUGAACUCACGCGGCCCGAGUUCCGAAUCAUCUGCGAACAGGUAUCACACCAUCCACCGAUUUCGGCGUUCCAUGCCGAUUCAGAGGGUUUCUCCUUCCACGGGUCGAUUCAUCCGAAGCUAAAGUUCUGGGGCAAGAGUGUGGAAAUUCAGCCGAAGGGAGUUGUGACCGUCGAGUUCCCGAAGCUGGGCGAAGCGUACUCGUGGAGCAAUGUGAACUGCUGCGUGCACAAUAUCAUCGUUGGGAAGCUAUGGAUUGAGCAGUACGGCGUGAUGGAACUUAUUAGCCACAAGAACGGCAUGAAAGCGACACUCAACUUCAAGACGGCCGGCGUGGGCAAUAAGGAUUUGCACCGGGUCGAGGGUUACAUAUCGGAUCGGAACAAACGCAAGACACAUUUCCUGUACGGUAAGUGGACGGAGUUUAUCAAGUGUACCGAUUACGCUUCGUACGAGGAGUACUGCAAGGAGAACAGUUACAAGUUCAAGCGAGGAGAUGAACGAAGCAAGAGCCCCAAUGAAUCGCCGGGAACUACUCCACGGAAGGUGCUGUCCAAGCUGAACAGUCUCAAGAUGAGUUCUUUCAAGAGCCUGUCGAUGUCCGAGCCGGAUGAUCCACCGGAACCGGCCGAAGGGGACAUUCCCAAGAGUGAUUCGACCUACUCAAUCGACAUCCCGAACUCGGUUAGCCUGUGGGAGGCGGAAGCUCGACCGGGCAAUACGGCAGAGUACUACCAGUUUACGAACUUUGCCAUGUCGCUGAAUCAGCUGGAGGAUCACAUGAAACAACCGCGAACCCUCUGUCCGACCGAUUCCCGCCUGCGGCCCGACAUUCGAAAGCUCGAACAGGGCGACAUGGAUGGGGCGGCGGCGGAGAAGACGCGACUGGAGGAGAAACAGCGCGAGAACAGGAAGAAGAGUAAAAAGGGAGACGAUGGGGUGAUUUUUCCAAGGUGGUUUAAGCACACGAUCAACCCUCACACCAAGCAAGAAGACUGGAUCUACCAGGGAGGCUAUUGGGAGCGGGCGGACGAUUCCCUGGAGUUGGACAUUUUCUGAACGACGUAGACCGUCUAGCCGACAGAAAACGCGCAGCUAUCUCCUAUCAUACAAUUGCAUUGCAGUUAUCAAACUCACAUAAAAGCAUAGGUCCAAAGCGGACCGACCCAAGACAACCGUUACAACUUGUAUAUCUGUGCAUAUUUUAACCUCUUAGUGAAAGAGCUACUCACAUUGAAAAGAAAACAUUCCUUACACACUCAUACAACAUUACUAUUGGAAAGGGGAAAAAAGCUUCUUAUUUCUUUAAGGAGCUUUCAGAUGUACGAUUAGAAGUGCUUAAUUCGUGAUCAGCGGGAUCGGGUAUCAACAAUAGAAAAUUAGCAGCGAGUGAGUGCCAAUGGGCUUGGAAAAUGCAACAUAGAGCGUCUAUUUACUCCCACACACACACACACACAGAGAAAGUAUCCGAGUUAGUAAACCAAAUUUGAAACUCAAUGUUUUAGAAUGACCAAACUGAAAAAAAACAAUAGUUCCAGUUUUUCUAAAAGAAAAAACUAGUUUGUUGAUCGUUAAUUUGCAAAUACGAGAAAAAGAAAGUCAGAUUUGAAAGUUAUAGCAAUAAAUGUACUGUAGUCAGCAUCAACACAAUGAUUUAUUGGCGGUGAAGAAACGAAAAAGAGAGACAAACGAAUUUGAUUCAUACAAGAGAAGUAUCGAAAACAUUCCAGCCAGCGAGGCAAUAAAUAAAUAAAUAAAAAAACAAAAAAAAAAAAACAAAUGCUACCAAACCGAAUUCGACAAUAUCAUUUUCAAACUCGUUUAGGGAAACAGGAGAAAGCAAACGGUAGUAUGUAUUUUUGCAAAAGGUUAAAUAAAACAUAAAAGUUAGAAAUCUAUAAGUUAGCAGUUAGUAGCAGCGGGAGUUUUAAGCAGAAUCUAAAUGUCUUGACCGUUCGGUUGACCUGCGAGGUUAUGUAGACAUUGCUUGUUUGGAUUUCGACUGUUUAGAAAUUCAGAGAAAUAAAUAAGUCAGGUUGGGCGGGGAGAAGUACACCCACCAAAUUGUGCAGUUUACACACUUUUACCAUUGUUUAGCUUAAGGUUGUACUCUCUAAAAACUGAUAUUGUCUCAUGCUUUGGGCCUCUAGGUCCAGAACCGAGGAAGUUUCAUUGAGUUUAAUUUGGUUAGACAAAGUAUGUAUUAGUGGAUUGACGGUUUGAUUUUUCACAACUUUUAAUCUAAAACAACUUUC